Dromiciops gliroides (monito del monte) is the source of this 856-nucleotide messenger RNA. RefSeq names its product tachykinin precursor 3 (gene TAC3). Gene Ontology annotation, biological process: tachykinin receptor signaling pathway; positive regulation of blood pressure. Bases 26 to 589 code for a protein of 187 amino acids. NCBI's taxonomy places the organism in Eukaryota, Metazoa, Chordata, Mammalia, Microbiotheria, Microbiotheriidae. The record is from RefSeq and is a predicted model, not a curated record. The transcript has 8 exons.
CUCAAGGACAGAACCAUCAUCUUGAAUGGAGGAGGAAAUAUGCAGGGAGCAGAUGUGGGUGUACACAUAUGUGAUAAGGCCACAUCACCAGGCACAGACUUAUGCACAGGGCAGCCACCGAAGCAUCCUUGUGGAAUUUGGGAAGCCGGACACCAAGAGCCAAAGAUCCAGAGCCUCCAUAUCUUACCAGGAGUCAACUCCAGGCACCAUGAAAAGUACACUUCUCCUCAUGGCUAUUCUGGUUCUGGGUGUCGGAAGGAGCUGCCAAGCUGUCUGUGAGGAAUCACAGGAACAAGGGGCAUUUGGAGGAGGCCACAGCAAGAAGGUCUCAGAUCUCUAUCAACUCCACCCAUCCCUGCUCCGGAGGUUGUAUAACAGUCGUUCUCUCUCUCUGGAUGGGCUGCUGAGGUUGCUGAGCAAGACCACUGUGGACCCUAAGGAGUCCAUGGAUUUCCAGAAACGUGACAUGCAUGACUUCUUUGUGGGGCUCAUGGGGAAAAGGAAUAUACAGUCAGAACCACCUAUGGAGGUGAACCAAGAAAAUUACCCUGGUUUUGGCAACCCCAAGUAUUCCACCGAUUCAGAAUGAGAAUCUCCUAUCCUGUCCACCUCCUGAGACUCUGGACUGCAUUUUGAAGACAUUUUGCUUGCCUCCUCUCAACCCCUGGAGAAAAUACCCUCAAUUCUAUUUCCUCACCCAUCGCUGUAUCAUUCUCCUGCUUUGACCAUUCCUCCCUCCCACCAUGGUACAAACCACUUGGAGAGUAACAACAAUCCCAUGGGCACUGACUGCAGAUGCCAAGCAAUUUUCUUUAGUGACAAAUUCAAAAUAUAAUCUCUAUACUCAUCAUCAAUA